Messenger RNA from Entrophospora candida, 438 nucleotides. The record is from the annotation of a GenBank genome assembly. NCBI's taxonomy places the organism in Eukaryota, Fungi, Glomeromycota, Glomeromycetes, Entrophosporales, Entrophosporaceae.
AUGAGUGGCAAUGAAAGUAAUAGUGAAUCCAUUGAUACAGAAUCAGAUAUUGAUCUUGACGAUUAUGAAUAUUAUGAUAACCAUAAUAGAGAUAUUGAUUUUCUAAUAGAAGACUACAUAGAUUUAAAUAAUUCUUUAUUUAAUUAUGAAGGUAGUAACAAAAAUGAAAUUGAUAUAAGUGUAGAGAAUUUACAACAUAAUGAAAAUUAUAUAACCCCAAUGAUUGGUUUGGAUAAUGAAGACAGAAAUUGCAACGAAAAUAAUAAUGAUGAAAUUCAAAGUUUUGAAAAAAUUAAUGAUGUUGGUGAAAAAAUUAGUAAUAUUAAUAGAAGAGGGGUUGAAAAUAACAUUGAUUUAUAUUUAAGUAAUGAUGAAAGUUCAGAUAAUGAAGAUAAAAGGAAAAAUCUAAAAAUACACCAAAAAAAAAUUUUACAUUAA